Molecule: messenger RNA, 2046 nt
Organism: Rhineura floridana
Lineage: Eukaryota; Metazoa; Chordata; Lepidosauria; Squamata; Rhineuridae
Gene: HTR1B
Product: 5-hydroxytryptamine receptor 1B
Exons: 1
Coding region: 17-1177 (386 amino acids)
Biological process (GO): adenylate cyclase-activating adrenergic receptor signaling pathway; bone remodeling; chemical synaptic transmission
Cellular component (GO): plasma membrane
Molecular function (GO): G protein-coupled serotonin receptor activity
Source: RefSeq, a predicted model, not a curated record
GCGGCUGUCUUGAGGCAUGGAGCAGCCUAGACCCUGCCAAGCAAACCUGGACAGCCUGAAUGUGUUCCACACCAAUGAUUCUUAUCAUCAGGCCAGGAACUGCAGCACAGAACGAAGCACCACCUACCAAGAUGGCAUCCCGCUCUCCUGGAAGAUAGUUCUGACCAUCGUCUUGGCCCUCAUCACCUUGGCCACCAUGCUGUCCAAUGCUUUUGUCAUUGCCACUGUCUACCAGAGUCGCAAGCUCCACACGCCAGCCAACUAUCUCAUCGCCUCCUUGGCAGUCACCGAUCUUCUGGUGUCUAUCCUCGUCAUGCCCAUCAGCACCAUGUACACUGUGACUGGGAAAUGGACCUUGGGCCAGAUAGUCUGUGAUGUCUGGCUCUCUUCGGAUAUCACUUGUUGCACUGCUUCCAUUCUCCAUUUAUGUGUGAUUGCCCUGGACAGAUACUGGGCCAUUACUGAUGCAGUGGAGUACUCUACCAAAAGGACUCCCAAGAGGGCAGCUGUCAUGAUUGCCCUUGUAUGGGUCUUCUCUGUCUCCAUCUCAAUGCCCCCUUUGUUCUGGCGCCAGUCAAAAGCUGAAGAGGUGGCUGAUUGUGUAGUGAACUCGGAUCACAUAUUGUACACCGUCUACUCCACAGUGGGGGCGUUCUAUUUCCCCACUUUGCUGCUGAUCAUCCUCUAUGGAAGAAUUUAUGUGGAAGCCAGAUCUCGAAUUUUGAAACAGACACCAAAGAACACAGGCAAAAGGUUAACCCGAGCUCACUUAAUAACAGAUUCCCCAGGGUCAACGUCAUCAGUUGCUUCCAUAAACUGCAAGGCUUCGGAGGCUUCUAGUGAAACAGGAUCUCCCGUUUACAUGAACCAAGUCAAAGUGAAGGUGUCUGAUGCAUUGCUGGAAAAAAAGAAACUGACAGCUGCCAGAGAGCGGAAAGCUACCAAGACUUUAGGGAUUAUUUUAGGAGCCUUCAUUGUGUGCUGGUUGCCCUUCUUCAUCAUCACAUUGGUGUUGCCUGUUUGUAAAGAUGCUUGCUGGUUUCACAUGGCCAUCUUUGACUUCUUCACGUGGUUGGGAUAUCUUAACUCUUUAAUCAACCCCAUCAUCUACACCAUGUCCAAUGAAGACUUCAAACAGGCAUUUCAUAAAUUGAUACGGUUUCGAUGUGCAAGCUGAAUUUUGAAUGCACUUAAGUGUAAUUCUCCAGGGCAGGAGGGCUUGAAUUCAUUUUGUAUGUCUGGUUUUGCAGGUAGGUAGAUCAUUCUUACCAUGUUACUGUGUCUCUGGAAAGCAGUACUUUUAAUGGCAAAAUGGAGUUCAGUGCACAGGAGAACCAUGCAAACCCAGUGUAGCUUCUCUUUCAGAGUGUAAGUAGCCUCCCUCUGAGCCUUGGUUAGAAAAGCUGCUGCAUCUAAUUAUACUCCCGCUAACAUUGCUGAAGGAAAAUAGUUUUGGCCUUAAAAUGAUUAUUUCUUCUGGAUUAUGGUAAGAACUGGAUGGCUUUUGGACAACUUUGGAGACACCUCCAUCCAGCGUGACUGCACUCGAUUGAAAAGUUUAUCAUCUAGUCUCUGCUAGGAGAUCUUUGCCUCUCAGCCAUCUGUGUUUGAAAGCCCUUCUCCAGUGUUUCACUCCUUUUUUCCUGCUAGCUUGCUAAUUUAAAGACUGUGCAGAGUGGACUGUAAAUGAAUCGCGCAUGCUGCUCAAAAUCUUACUAGUCGUACAGAGCAGAGACCUUGGAAGAGUAGGUGUUGAUAGUCUGACAGUAACUGUCCCUGACUUGCUGAUAGUAAAUGGGUUUGAGGGAUGUUGGGGAAGCAAAUCAAACAGAGGAAGCAGGGGGAUCAAAUAAGAACCCAGCAUGAGAAAAGCAACUGAUUCUUGUUUGUGUCUUCUUUUCUGUUUGUCAGAUUGUAACUAACAAAUCAAACUGUGUGUGUGUGUGUAGUGCACAUGCCUGCCUGCCUGCACACCAGAGUGCCAGAGCUUGCAAGCUUUUUUCCAUUUUUAUUUCCAUUCUAUAUGUUCCUGACAUUUUGCAUAUU